AUGAUGACGAACGUUGCCGCGAAUAGCUACUGUCUAAAUAUACCAAAUGCUAAUUCAGCGUCAACGGCCACUUCCUCGAUCUUUUCCGACCUCAAUAAAGAGUACGAAUCAAAGAUCAAAGAAAUUGAAGAAUACUACGUGAAGACAUUACUCAAUGACAAUAACGAUAAUGAUGAUGGCAGCACUGCUGAUGGGCAUAAUAUAAAUGAAGCAGACAUCUUGAGCGAAUUUUCUCCAAGGCCUUCUCCUCGGCUGCCUUCCAAGCCGAAUUGUUAUCGCUCGUUGGCAGAUUUUAAAGAUUUGAUCAUAUCUGAUUCCAGGCCUCUGCAUACAUCUUAUUCUACCAACCCCUUUACAACCAGUAACAACAUCUCAACGUUUGCUGCAACUGAGAAAAAGAGUAAGAAAAGGUCCCUAGAGGUAGAGAUUAACCCCACUUAUACAACAAAUGCAUUUUCACUACCUUUAACGGCAGAAAAUUUGCAAAAGUUAUCUCAAGUGAAUUCUCAGGCUGCCGGACUACCAUAUGUACUCCCAAUCCAGAAAACAACAAAACUAGAGCACCUUAGAAUAGCCCCGUUGGAACUGCCUCAAUUAGUCAACAAGACGUUAUACAAGACCGAACUCUGUGAAUCUUUCACCAUCAGAGGUUAUUGUAAGUAUGGCAAUAAAUGUCAAUUUGCUCAUGGUUUAAAUGAACUGAAAUUCAAGAAAAAAUCAAACAAUUAUAGAACCAAACCCUGCAUAAAUUGGUCAAAAUUAGGUUAUUGUCCAUAUGGUAAGCGCUGUUGUUUCAAGCACGGUGAUGACAAAGACGUCCGGAUAUAUCAAAGUUCUAAUAACGGGAUACCUAAUGAUACUGAAUCGGGUACGCACCCUAUUGUCACAGCUUCCGCCAACAACAAUAGCACUGCAUAUUUGACUAAGCCUAAAAACUUACACACCAGUGUUAAAGCAUUGCAGAGGAUGACUUGGUAG
Messenger RNA from Saccharomyces kudriavzevii IFO 1802, 978 nucleotides. RefSeq names its product putative mRNA-binding protein CTH1 (gene CTH1). Gene Ontology annotation, molecular function: mRNA binding; metal ion binding. The transcript has a single exon. The record is from RefSeq and is a predicted model, not a curated record. NCBI's taxonomy places the organism in Eukaryota, Fungi, Ascomycota, Saccharomycetes, Saccharomycetales, Saccharomycetaceae. Bases 1 to 978 code for a protein of 325 amino acids.